AAUAAAAAAGAUCAGGCGAGAGAGAGAGAGAUUAGUUUAAGAAAUAACCAUAGAAAAAGAGAAGUUCUAAUCGAAGAUAUAUGUGUGUAUUUAUAUAUCAGAUCACAUCUUUCUUUUUCUUCUUCCCCUUCUUCUCUUUCUCUUCCAGACUCGUAAGAACAAAACAACAAAACUGAGUUUUUGUUGUUAUUGAUGUCUUCAAUGAGGGAAGGGGUUUAAUAAGGAUCAGUGGCUCUUGAGUAGGAUAACUACUCGAAAAGAACCAAAGGAAUAUAACAUUUAAUAUAAAUGGAAGAGGAAAACCAAAAAACACAUCGAUCAGUUUCACGUAAAGACAGGAGUAGUGGAGCCGGUGAAGAAGCGGCGCCAGGAGACAAAUGCUCCGGUGAAAGGUGCCGGUCGUCGUGGGCUGCGGCGGCGAUAGCAGACUGUGUGGCGCUUUGCUGUUGUCCCUGCGCCGUCGUGAACCUCAUCACUCUUGCAUUCGUCAAGGUCCCGUGGAUGAUUGGGCGGAAAUGUAUCGGCAGGAGAAAGAAGAGAAAGAAAAAGAUGGAGCGUGAGGAUCGUUUUCAUCACAACCAGAGGUCGGAGCCGGUGAAAGGCGUGAGUAGUGGAUGUUGCGGGGGAGGAUAUGGAGAGUUGGAUGACCACCGGUUUGUGGUGGAGAGAGAUGGAAGUCUAACGAAGGAGGAGGAGGAGGAGAAAACGGCGACGUUUAGGGGAGAAGAUGAGGCGAGGAUCAGUGCGAGAGCUGAAGCUGAGAGAGUUUGGUUGGAAUUGUAUCAGAUUGGACAUCUUGGCUUCGGUAGAGUCUCUUUCACUGGUAUUCAUCAGUAAUAAAAAAAAAUCUUGAGUAACUUCCAAAAGAGUAGUAAGUACUUAUGUCUUGUAAAAUUCCAUAGUAUAGAAAAUAAAAUAAAAGCUCCACGAUUACACU
Brassica napus (rape) is the source of this 937-nucleotide messenger RNA. RefSeq lists its product as uncharacterized. Bases 289 to 837 code for a protein of 182 amino acids. The transcript has 2 exons. The record is from RefSeq and is a predicted model, not a curated record. NCBI's taxonomy places the organism in Eukaryota, Viridiplantae, Streptophyta, Magnoliopsida, Brassicales, Brassicaceae.